AUGUCAGCGAUAUUUGAAUGGGCAUUUGGGAAGAAAUUGACGCCGCAGGAACGGCUCCGUAAGAACCAAAGAGCCUUGGAGAAAACUCAAAGAGAAUUGGCCAGAGAAACAACAAAACUUCAAGCCCAAGAGAAGAAACUUAUUAGUGAAAUCAAGAAAUCCGCUAAACUGGGGCAAAUAGCUAGUGCCAAAAUCCAGGCUAAGGAUUUAAUCCGAACCAAGUCAUAUAUCAAUAAGUUCAACUCAAUGAAGGCCCAACUUCAGGCCAUUCUGUUAAGAAUUCAAUCGGUUAGAAGUAAUCAACAAAUGGCCAUGUCCAUGAGAGACGCCACUCGUUUACUCUCAGGGAUGAACAAGUCAAUGAACUUGCCACAACUUUCCCGUAUAGCCCAGGAGUUUGCCAAGGAAAACGACAUGAUGGACCAGAAGCAAGAAUUUAUGGAUGAUGCCAUUGAUGAUGCCAUGGCCGAUGAUGAGGAUGGAUUGGGAGAAGAUGAACAAAUUGAUGACAUAUUGAACCGUGUGUUGGAUGAGAUUGGAGUGGAUUUGAACGCCACUCUCAAGGAUACCCCGAGUCUGAUUGCUGCUGGUGAAAGCACCGAAAGAGCAAGGGUGGCGGAGGCCGAAGGUGGGCUCAGUUCUGGCGGUGCUGGAGCUGGUGAUGAAGAUGACUUACAGGCAAGAUUAGAUAGUUUGAAGAAAUAA
This is a messenger RNA of [Candida] anglica, 705 nucleotides long. The record is from the annotation of a GenBank genome assembly. NCBI's taxonomy places the organism in Eukaryota, Fungi, Ascomycota, Pichiomycetes, Serinales, Debaryomycetaceae.